Messenger RNA from Frieseomelitta varia, 3650 nucleotides. RefSeq names its product A disintegrin and metalloproteinase with thrombospondin motifs adt-2-like (gene stl). NCBI's taxonomy places the organism in Eukaryota, Metazoa, Arthropoda, Insecta, Hymenoptera, Apidae. Gene Ontology annotation, biological process: proteolysis; extracellular matrix organization. Gene Ontology annotation, molecular function: metalloendopeptidase activity. The record is from RefSeq and is a predicted model, not a curated record. The coding region runs from base 832 to 3087 and encodes 751 amino acids. Gene Ontology annotation, cellular component: extracellular matrix. The transcript has 4 exons.
ACAAACCAUGAUACAAUGAAAAUAAUACCGAUGUUAUAUUGUUACCCUUUUAUUGAAGUAACAAGAAAAGAGAACAACAUAGACAUGGUAGACAUAUUUUUAAGCGUAUAUCCAAGGGAAAGAAAUUUAUUACGAUGUUGCUUGAUUAUGUUGAUUGUUAUCUAUGGAAUAAUACAUACUUUUGCCGUAUACAAAAGAACACGCUAGUACGUUUGUUAGGAUAAUUUAUUGAUUUGUUGCGUGAGCGAACAAUACAUGAACAAGAAAUGAUCGUAACAUGACUUUAUAGAACCAAGAAGCAGAUGUAAACAGUAUCUGUAGAUAUAAUGCAACAAAGUACAAAGUUCUACCUGAACAGAUUAUAUUUCAUACAGUAUCUGUUUUGUACAUCGAGUAACCAAUGCAUUGAAAUAUACCACAUUUUUUAUCUUAAUUUAUUAAAUUUUUAAUCGUUCCAUUAACAAUGCUAUCAUCGCGUUCAUUGAAACGAAAAAAUUGUAUAUUCUGUACUAUCGCUUAAUGUAUACAUGUAAGUUAUAUAGAGAACGGUAUUUGUGACAAGAAAAGAUGAAAAGUUAUCAACUUCCUAUGAACUCCGUUUCCUAUGCACCUCGACAAACAUUAACAUGGAACUCCUGCAUUAUUCUUACAUAAUUCAUACGAAAUUUAACGUCAAUGACAUUCGCAAUACAGGUGCCAGCAUGCACUUUGUAUAUUAUGCUUUUGCAAAAGAUAAACGAGAUACGGGUUUCACAAACCCCGUACGCGUAUAUAUAAGAACAAGUUCGUUGCUCCUCCAAGUACUUGAACUUGAAAUUUGUAACGUGCAGCAUGGCCUUCGUAUUAGAAACUGUUCUACUAUUUUUAUUUCGACUAGCGUUCGCUCGAAACACGCAAGAUAUCGAAAUUGUUUUAUUACCAUUAUGGAAUGCAGAAGAUAGCGCGAAGAUCCCUUUAAGUUUCAAAGCUUUCGACCAGUCUGUUCAGCUAAUAUUACACAGAAAUGAUAAGAUCACGGCACCUCGAUUUAAAGCUUGGAAACACGGCGAUGCGGAUAGCAUGGAGGAAUUGACAGAGCUUGGUAAAUCAGUUUCGUGUCAUUACCUCCAUCGAGAUGAUGUUAGUUCCGCGGCAGUGAGUCUCUGCGGAGAACGGGGAGUGCAUGGCUUCGUUUUCCUAAAGAACAUCACGUUAGAGAUCACGCCGCUUCAGAGUCAGGAGAUCUCAUUCUUCGACGAUCGUUACGUACGACGACGUUCAGAGAUACUAGGAGAGCCUCACGUCGUCAAAAGAGCCUACCGUCCUUUCGCGUUUUUCGAGGACGACGCGGAUUAUCAUGCUCAGCUUGGUAAUUACGUAACAGACGGAAACGAGCGAGGAGAACCGCUCGAGAACUUCAACGAAGAUAACGUGAACGAUGCUUUGACGUUAGAAUUGGCAUUGUUCUUCGACGAGACUGGCUACAAUCUCUUCUCUCCAUUUUUCGAUGAUAAUUUCGACGAGAAAAUCCUCGACAUGCUGUUAGCCUACGUAAACGGCGUGCAGGCGAUUUAUCAUCAUCCAAGUUUAGGAAUUGCAAUCGACAUUUCUCUGGUUAGGCUGGAGAUCAUGCAGAAGCAGCCUCGCGAUCUGCCGCAUCACAACGGCGAACGAGGGAAAUUAUUGGACUCCUUUUGCAAUUACGCAGUGACGAAGAAUCCGCGGGAUGAGUUUCAUCCUAGCCAUUGGGACCUGGGCCUGUACGUUUCUGGUCUGGAUUUCUACGUUGCGGAGACCGGGCGAAAAAAUAGCGCUACCAUGGGACUGGCAGUAGUAGGUGGACUGUGCAUCGACCAAUAUUCUUGCGUUAUUGCCGAAUUAGGCGUGACGGAUCAAUUUGGGAAACCUUUCCCAUCGGCAGGAUUCACGUCCGUGUACAUAGCAGCGCACGAAAUCGGUCACAAUUUAGGUAUGCAUCACGACUCGACUGGAAAUGCGUGUCCAAAGGACGGCUACAUAAUGUCACCCAGCAGAGGAACCAAUGGCGAGACCAUUUGGUCGGAAUGUAGUCGGAACGUGGCUGAAAAGCUUCCGUAUACGAAGCCCUGUCUCAAAGACAGGCCAGCCUCGCUUACAAAUAGCGGACUCGAUCAUACCAAGUUCUUCAAUUUGCCAGGCAGGGAAUGGACCGCGAAGAGGCAGUGCGAAGUAUUCCUCCGUGACAAAGAUGCCACUGUAGCCACGUAUUACAAAGUCUGCGAGUCUCUGCAAUGCAAGACCGUGCACAGAAGCGGGUAUUACUUCGCUGGACCUGCUUUGGAUGGGACUUACUGCGCACCUGGCAAAGAGUGCCGCGGCGGUGAAUGCAGAAACGCCGUGCAAAUGUACCCCGGUUUCAUUCAACCGGGAGGAUGGAGCGAGUGGAAAACAGGACCCUGUAAAAGUGGAUGCCUGUUGAGAUCGAGCGGCGCUCAAACUAGGCAACGAUACUGCGACAGGCCAACGCCGAAGUAUACAGAAACCGGUUGCCAGGGAUCGCACUACGACGUGCUCCUUUGUAGGGAUGACAGUCUGUGCAAGAGGAAACGUAAGAGCGCGAACGAGUUCGCGACACUGAGGUGCGAAGAGUUCAGCGAAAAAUUGCCAGAAUUGGACGCGAAGGGUGGCGGGCUGCAGGCGCCGCACGAGCCCGAAAGGCCGUGGAUGGCCUGCGCUAUAUUCUGUCGGCGAAAAGACAUAGCGUCUUAUUACACGCCGCGCGUGGAAUUAAACGAUCUUGGCCUUGACCCAUACUUUCCAGAUGGGACAUGGUGUCACGCCGAGGAGGGACAAAAUUAUUUUUGUCGCCAGCAUCACUGUCUGCCGGAGAGCUUUCGUUUCGAGAAAACAUUGUUGAACGAUCGUCAGCAGAACGACGACUUGGAAUUUGGGCCUCAAAACGCACAUGCCGGGGGGCUUCGUCUUGACGAUCAGACGAUCAAAUAUUUGAGCUUGGGCCCCGACGGAUUGCCCCUUUUGACCUCUCUGUUGUACGGUAUUGGGUUUCCGCCAGACGAGGACGAAUGGAUCGAUAAAGAUUACGUAGAGUUGGUGGAACUAACGGGGUGAGCUCUCCCCGAGUCGUCGCAUCGGAUAAGAGAGUAACGCGAACUAAAGCGAAAUACUUCGCUAGUACGACUAGUUACUUUCGUUCUGAAUUGUUAUUUACUUUGUAAUUAUCUUUUUAUUGAUAUCAAUAUUUUCAUUUCAUUUCGAUAAAUCAUAAAUUCAUAAGUCGUGUGAAUUUGUAACAUGUGAUUGACAAGGCACACAGUAUUAACUAAUUUUUAAGAUAGAAGAAUUUAGGAUUGUUAAUAUUCAAAAAUUUUUCGUGUCUUAUCUUCUCGUUAUUGUCCAACCGUUUUCUCUACGAAGUAUAAAUAUAAAAAUACAUAUACGUAUGUUAAAAUGAAGGGUGUAAACCUCAUACGUGAAUAUAUAUAUAUACGUGCGUAUUCAUACAGAAAUUCUACUAUUUCACUACACAGUUGUGUAUGAAAGUAUCUCGGGAGAUAGGACGAUGACGUCACCUACUUCGCUGUCUAUUUUAAGAGUGUCCCGAUGUUAUAUCUAGCGUAGGAGCGAUCAUGAGACAAAAGGACUGAAUAAAAAUACAAAAUUGUGUCACUUAA